Messenger RNA from Manis pentadactyla (Chinese pangolin), 4711 nucleotides. RefSeq names its product tweety family member 3 (gene TTYH3). Gene Ontology annotation, molecular function: intracellularly calcium-gated chloride channel activity; volume-sensitive chloride channel activity. NCBI's taxonomy places the organism in Eukaryota, Metazoa, Chordata, Mammalia, Pholidota, Manidae. The record is from RefSeq and is a predicted model, not a curated record. The transcript has 14 exons. Gene Ontology annotation, cellular component: plasma membrane. The coding region runs from base 144 to 1718 and encodes 524 amino acids.
CGAGCCGGGCCGAGCCGGGCCGGGCCGGGCCCAGGAGAGCGCUGGCGAUGCGGGAGGCCAGGCAGGGGUCGGCUGGCCCCUGAACCCCGCGCUGGGCCAGCGAGGAAGCCCCGCGGCCGCCGCGCGCCCGAGGCCGGCCCGCAAUGGCCGGGGUCAGCUACGCGGCGCCCUGGUGGGUGAACCUCUUGCACCGGCUGCCCCACUUCGACCUGCGCUGGGAGACCACCAGCAGCCAGUUCCGGCCCGAGGACACCGACUACCAGCAGGCGCUGCUGCUGCUGGGGGCCGCCGCGCUGGCCUGCCUCGCCUUGGAUCUCCUCUUCCUGCUUUUUUACUCCUUUUGGCUGUGCUGCCGGCGGCGCAAGAGCGAGGAGCACCUGGACGCCGACUGCUGCUGCACCGCUUGGUGCGUCAUCAUCGCCACCCUGGUCUGCAGCGCCGGCAUCGCCGUGGGCUUCUACGGCAACGGGGAAACCAGCGACGGCAUCCAUCGGGCCACCUACUCGCUGCGCCACGCCAACCGCACUGUGGCUGGGGUCCAGGACCGCGUAUGGGACACGGCCGCCGCCCUGAACCGCACGGCGGACCCCAACCUGCAGAGCCUGGAACGGCAGCUGGCGACGCGGCCCGAGCUCCUGCGAGCGGUGCAGCGGCUGCAGGACCUACUCGAGGCGCUGCUAGGCUACACCUCUGCCAUCCCGUUUUGGAGAAACCCGGACGUAUCACUGGAGGCUUUGGCAGAGCAGGUCGAUCUCUACGACUGGUACAGGUGGCUGGGCUACUUAGGGCUGUUGCUGCUCGACGUGGCUGUUUGUCUGCUGGUGCUGGUCGGCCUCAUCCGCAGCUCCAAGGGUGUCCUGGUGGGGGUCUGCCUGCUGGGGGUCCUGGCCCUGGUCAUCAGCUGGAGUGCUCUGGGCUUGGAGCUGGCUGUGUCUGUGGGCUCCAGUGACUUCUGUGUGGACCCCGAUACCUAUGUGACCAGGAUGGUGGAGGAGCAUUCGGUGCUGAGUGGGGACAUCCUGCGGUAUUACCUGGCCUGCUCGGCUCGUGCCUCCAAUCCCUUCCAGCAGAAGCUGUCGGGCAGCCACAAGGCGCUGGUGGAGAUGCAGGAUGCUGUGACCGAGCUCCUGAAGACUGUCCCCCGGGAGUACCCAGCCACCAAGGAGCCCCUGCUCCGUGUCCAGGAGGUGCUGAACGGCACAGAGGUGAACCUGCAGCAUCUCACUGCCCUGGUGGACUGCCGGAGCCUGCAUUUGGACUACGUGCAGGCCCUGACGGGCUUCUGCUAUGAUGGUGUCGAGGGCCUCAUCUACCUGGCCCUCUUCUCUUUCGUCACAGCGCUCAUGUUCAGCUCCAUCGUCUGCAGUGUCCCACACACCUGGCCACAGAAGAGGGGCCCCGAUGAGGACGGGGAGGAGGAGGCCGCCCCAGGGCCACGGCAGGCCCACGACGGCCUCUACCGGGUCCACAUGCCCAGCCUGUACAGCUGCGGCAGCAGCUACGGCAGUGAGACCAGCAUCCCAGCCGCGGCCCACACCGUCAGCAACGCCCCGGUCACCGAGUACAUGAGCCAGAACGCCAAUUUCCAGAAUCCCCGCUGUGAGAACACCCCCCUCAUUGGGCGCGAGUCCCCGCCGCCCUCAUACACCUCCAGCAUGAGAGCCAAAUACCUCGCCACGAGCCAGCCUCGCCCCAACUCCAGCGGCAGCGGCCACUAGGCCCCCAUGGCCUGCCAUCUGCUCCACGUGCCAAUCCCCCUGCUCCUCCUGCGCCACACUGCCGCUUACAUCCACGGCCGCCCGCCGGACCCUCUGCACGUUCGCCAAGCCCGCUGCAGGCACCUCUGCGGCCACUUGCCCCUCCUGUCCCCCCUCUUCCUGCAGGGCUAUGGAGAUACCCGGCAUGAGCCCUAGGCCGGGGAGACUCAGGGGCCCGGGCCCACGCCCUCUCCUGGGGUCACCUGCCUGAACACACAGGAGCACCCUUGGCACCACCCUCGCCUCUCUGCCUCCCAAGGAUUUGGGUGUGCAGAGCCCUUCUCUGGGCCAGACUCGACGGUGCUGUGUCCCUGGCACUUCCUCCAGCAGCUGGCCCUCCCCUAUGGUCUGUCUCCUUUCCCCGCAGCGAGAUGCUUUUCCUGCACCCUCCAGGCUUCUGUGCCUCCCUUCUAAGUUCACAGGCAGCCUGCGCCCCCUCUGCCGGGCAUCUGGAGGGACAUCUGUGUGCCCUCCUGUUCCUCUCCCGCGGGGACACGCCCAUGGCACCUCCACGCUCCUCUCUGCAGCGUCGUCGACCUGACCGCAGGCCUCUCCCACCAGGUGCCAAAAGCUUAGGGAGGCCCCGCUUUCUCUGCCUCCUGCCCUGCACUGCUCUCCCUUCAGCACCCCGCUGCCUAUGGCUCCUGGCCCUCCAUGGCCAGGACAGCAGGUACCACGCCAAGCCAGGCUGCUCACCCAGUGCUGGCUGCCUUCUUGGUGCCAAAUCCCACCCACCCCGCCCCGACUUGGCAGCUUUGUUCGGUUCAUUUGCACUAACCACGUUUGUCAUCUCUAGAGCAGGUGGACUGCAGGCCAAGCGCUGCUCACUCCUCCAUCCCCUGUCCAUGCAGGACAGGCAAUGUCCCAGAGCCCAGCCUCGGGGAUCCAAGCUGGCUGUGAAUGUGCCCUUGGCCCCUGCCAUCCUUCUUGGGACUAACCACUAACCUCAUCCCAGCCUCCAAGGGUGCCCCCGACUGACCCUGAGCCAGCUGGAGGUCCCCAAGUGCAGGCUGGAGAUGAGGCCCAGCAAGUCAGCUGGGAGGCAGGCUGGCCUCGCCGUUUCUUCCUGGGGUGCUGUUGGGGCGGGGCUGUAGACACACAGGCAGCCUGAGGGCCUGGAGACCCCUCGCUGGGCAGGUGCUGCCCCAGGAGGACUCGUCCUCGGGAACUAUGUCCCUUGAGCUGUAGGACCAAGGUCCCUAUGGCCCCCGUCUCCCUAACCUGUGAAGUGGGAACAGGGCUUCCCUAAGGUGCUUUUGGCUUUAGUGUACAAUGUUUGCUGUGUUUCUGCUGUGGAGCCACCUCCAGGGCAGAAUGGGGAGCCCCCUGCCAGUCUCAGCCCUGGCCCAGCCAGCCUGGAACAGAGACGGUACAGGGGCUCUGGCCCGUGUAGCAGACCUGGGGCAGCAGAGGGCUGUGCAGCAGCUGCGUGCGAGGGCCCAGGUCCAGGUCUCAUGGCAAGCGGUGGGCUCUUCCUACCUGAGCAGAGGGGCUGCGGGGGGGGGCCGCCAUCCAUUCCUUCGUCAUCAUCAGCCUUUCUUUGUGCUGGUGUCUGGGACCAAUGGGUAAGUUGGGGUGGGGGACAGGCUACAUCUGCCCUGGUCCUGUAGCAGCCUCUGCCAGGGGAGGGGAGGGCAGUGUGUGGGCAGAGGAGGGCCUGGGGCCUGAGCCUUGCAUCUCAACCCCUGGGCAUAGCCAAACCUCACCGCAAGGCACUGUGUUCCCCUGGCCCCCUGGCUGCUGCUCUGGGCCCCCACAGCAGGCCUGCCCACCCUUUCCUCAGGCUUCACCUCUGGCCCCAGGUCAGGAAGGAGGCCCAGCAGCCCUGUCCAGUGGGCACGCUGCCACCACUCAGAAGCACAAAAGGCUUCCUGCAGCCCCAGUGAGGCUGCCCGCAAUGUGAAUGUACAUAGCAUGAGAGGCAGGUGGUGCUGGGUGGGCCGUGGCCCUGUGUGGGCUCGGGAGUCUCGCCAUGUGUCUUGCGCCUAUGUGCUCGUCCCGUGUGGCUUCCCCCAGUCCCUCUGCUCAUCAAGUCUAAAUACAGGGAAAGGGGAAAAGUCAGAAGGGUUCAAACCCAAGCCUCAGCCCUUGAGGGGGGAGUGCCGGUCCUGCUGUUAGUUUUCUUUCUCUACGUUUUCGGGGACCCUUUCUGAAGCACUCCCAUUGCAGUGAUCUCCCCAUACCCACUCCCCUCCCUGCACAAGUGGACGUUGCUCCCCUCAGGCAUUUGGUGGGGGGUCCUUAACCACGUGGGGACAGGAAGCCUGAGGGGGUGGAAAGUAGGGUCUCCAGGCCAUGAGGCCCACAGGGUCCAGCCAGCUCCGAGGCCUCUGAUAGGCUGGGCCAGCAGGAGGUGGGGUCCAGAGGGGGAGACUGGCUGAGGGGCUCCCUGUGCAGGUGUCCACUCCUGGGCUGCCUUGCCAUGCCCAUCUGCCCCAUCUCACUAUGCAAUUCCAGCCCCAGCACCCCUCCCUGCCCAGGACCCCUGCCAGCCUGAAGAAGAGUGGGUGACAGCCCAGGUCCCAACUCGGGGAUGGGUGGGGACCAGGGUCUUUUGUGGGGGACUUUUUGUUUAAACAUAAUGAUUCUGUGCUGUACGACUUUGUAUUUGUUAUAUAUAUAUAUAUAUCGGUAUAAUUUCGUUCAGACUCCAGCCCUCCCUGUUCCCCUCCUGGCCUUGCGCCCACCCCACCCCCCAGUGUGACCUAGCAUCCAGAAGGAACACGGGGACCUGAGGCCUGCACCACUCAGCAUCUUCCUCCACCCUCCGUAGGGCCAUGGCUGUACGUGCUGUCGCUGUGGUUUUUUUUUUUAACUGGGGUUGGGGUUUGAUUUUUAUUUCUUUGGGGGCUUUAUUUUUCUUGGCAAAUACUAAGAAAUCUCGUCAGUGUAAUUUCUGUGGUUUCUAUUCAGCUUGGAUUUUGUGUUUUAAAAUAAACAAGUUUUAAAAAACA